UUCUCAGUCUGACAUAGUCUCAUUGCAAGGGAGGAUUUGUGGUCCAGGUGAAGGUCAGAGGGACAACCUCACACAGCUGCCUUUCUCACAUAUACUCACUGUGUGUAAUGCCUUCUGGCAUGUUCAGCAUUGAUAAUAUUUUGGCUACCAGACCUCGCUGCAAGGAGUCAGUGCUUCUCCAUCAGAAUGGUCCUGUGGUGUUCCCCAGCCUGGGAGACACUUUGUAUGGGACAGCAGAUUACAGCGGAUUUUACAACAGAGCUGUGGCUUCAAACUCCAGCCUACAGCAAGCGGUCAAUGGGUCCAGACUGGGAUUCAGCAAUUACUAUUAUGGGCAGCUGCAUGUGCAAGCUCCGGUGGGACCCUCCUGCUGUGGGGCUAUACAGCCUCUGGGGGCUCAACAGUGUUCCUGUGUGCCAGGGGCAGCAGCAUAUGAUGGGGCAGGUUCAGUGCUAAUUCCCCCAGUUCCACAUCAGAUGCUCCCCUACAUGAAUGUGGGCACCUUAUCAAGGACAGAACUCCAGCUGCUUAACCAGCUUCACUGCAGAAGGAAAAGGAGACAUAGGACCAUCUUCACUGAUGAACAGCUGGAAGCUUUGGAAAAUCUCUUCCAGGAGACAAAGUAUCCAGAUGUGGGCACCAGGGAACAGCUGGCCAGGAGAGUACAUCUCAGAGAAGAAAAAGUAGAGGUUUGGUUCAAAAAUCGCAGAGCAAAAUGGAGAAGGCAAAAGAGAUCUUCAUCAGAGGAAUCAGAAAACACCCAAAAGUGGAAUAAAGCUUCCAAAACAUCAGCAGACAAAACAGAAGAAGGAGUCAAAAGUGACUUGGACUCUGACAGCUGAUUUUUAAGCUGGAGUUGGACUAAAACAAACCCCAAUUGCACAAACAAUGCCAUGUUGUGGAAUAUGUACAUAGAAUGUAAAUAUUAUCAAGUGAUUGCUUGUAAAUAAAAUGUGUUGCAGGCAUCUUGCACAGAUAUACACUGUACUGCCAGUCUAUUUAUAC
This is a messenger RNA of Bombina bombina (fire-bellied toad), 1005 nucleotides long. It is a transcript of the gene GSC, whose product is annotated as goosecoid homeobox. Gene Ontology annotation, cellular component: nucleus. The coding region runs from base 108 to 842 and encodes 244 amino acids. Gene Ontology annotation, biological process: regulation of transcription by RNA polymerase II. The transcript has 3 exons. Gene Ontology annotation, molecular function: DNA-binding transcription factor activity, RNA polymerase II-specific; RNA polymerase II cis-regulatory region sequence-specific DNA binding. NCBI's taxonomy places the organism in Eukaryota, Metazoa, Chordata, Amphibia, Anura, Bombinatoridae. The record is from RefSeq and is a predicted model, not a curated record.